CUAGUUAUUGUAUAAAGAAAUAAAAAUAAAAACUGCUUAUUUCCUUUUUCAGCAUACAAUUUUUUUAUUUUUAAUUCAGGGUGUUUGGAAACAAACACAUCCUCCAACAAUUUCGAGAACAAGAUAUGAUUAAUUGCGUACAGAAAAACCCUGAGCCCGUAACAAACACACCGGUGAAGAAAGGCGGCCAGGACUCGGAGUAGAGAAAGUUGUGGGAGAUCGCAGCGCCGCAGAAGAAGCGUCAGCAUUACCUUCAAUCAGCUAUGGAUUCCUCUUCCCAUCCCUCACAGACGGGUGACGUUGCUUGGAAACACAAGAGAGGACCCCCUUUCGCGUUAUUUGUUCCUCUUAUUUAUGCCCCUAUUCUUCCCAUCAUUCGAAUCACGCUGCGGAAGAAUCCGGUUCUGAGGGACCGCUUGUUCUAUGGUGUGUUGGCCGGCGCAUUCGGUCAUGGUUUGUAUUUGAUAACGGAUUUAUAUGAUACCGAGAAAAAGUGAAAUGUGCAGAUCAUGGAUUGGGAAAGUCUAUUUGAAUACUCUGUAACACAGCAGGACUAGUUCUUGUUCUUAUCUUUUUUUUUUUUUUUUGAUAAGCAAUUUUGGAAUUGUAUUCUCAUCAUGCCUUCUAAGGUGGAAUGAUGGCAUAUUUGUAUGAGAUGACAUGGUGAAUAAAACGAGGAAGCUGCUGUUUGCUAA
Vitis vinifera (wine grape) is the source of this 695-nucleotide messenger RNA. RefSeq lists its product as uncharacterized. The transcript is spliced from 4 exons. NCBI's taxonomy places the organism in Eukaryota, Viridiplantae, Streptophyta, Magnoliopsida, Vitales, Vitaceae. Gene Ontology annotation, cellular component: chloroplast. The record is from RefSeq and is a predicted model, not a curated record. Bases 264 to 497 code for a protein of 77 amino acids.